UAUCCCACUUGACCUAGUCACUAGAUUUUGAAAUUUUGCUAAACACACAUGGUAGUAGAUAGCAUUAGCUCAAUGGUAGAGUAGUAUGCUUUCAUGCUCGUAAUGAGCAUGUGUGACAGUCCUUUACAUCACACAGAAAAAAUAGCCUUUACACUUUUCAACCCAAAUAAAAACUUUUUGUACACAACAGAAGAAACAGCAUUUUCUGUUCGUGGUUCAAACAAAUGUUCAAAUCAUAUCUACGUCAAUGUUGACAUUUAAUGUUUGUUUUUGCUAAAUAAAAAACGUUGUCGGUAAUAUUUUGUUUAAGUGGGAAAUAAGCUACUAAGAUGAGUUACAUGCUGCGGAGUGACCCCAUGACGCAGUGCGACAUGUUCCUGCCGCCGGACGUUGCCUUUAUGGUACUUUCUAAUCUCGGCGAAAUGGAGUGCGUGCAGUUUACCGAUUUGAACGAAGAACUUAAUGCGUUCCAGCGCACAUACGUGCUAGAAAUAUGUCGGAUAGCCGAAAUUGAGCGAAAACUGCGCUACAUCAGCGACAAGAUGCGCGACGAUGCUAUUUACAUACCAAAAUUAAACGACAAUCCUCCUGCUCUUGAGCUCCAUGAAACAAAUACCUACGAGACCAUCAUUGAAAAAUGGGAAAGAAUUAUUGUUGAGAUGUCCUCAAGCGUGACAACGUUGAAUAAAACUUACGCAGAACUUAACGAAAUGUAUUACACAUUGUACAGCGUCUCGCUCAUGAUUGGCAAUGCGGACCUGCGCACAGCUAAUCUCGGGGCAAUCAGGAAAGCGGCGUGCGUUAAUUUUAGUACAGGUGGCAAAGUAAGCUCCCAUGCAGCUGAUGACAGCGGAGCUCGCCUCACGGUGAUCACCGGGCUUGUGCAGCGCAAGCGCUCGUACUGCUUCCAGCUUAUGGUGUGGCGGCUCUCGCACGGCUGCGCCUUCUACAAGCAGUCAGAUGAUGAUCAAAUAUUUAAAGAUCCCAUGAACAAUAGUGACGUCCGCAAGGUGGCUUUCCUAUUAGUCACUCAAGGAGAUGAGCUCGGUGCCCGUAUGAAGAAGGUGUGCGACGGGUUCCGGUGCGACCUGUACCCGCUCCCGCCCACCUCAUCGCAGAGGACGAAAGCCGAAACACAACUUCAAACGAAGAUUGUCGAUCUAUCUUUGGUUUUAAAAGAAACCAAAUUUCACCGUUGCAUGGUAAUGCGCACGAUGGCCAAGUCUUAUCCAACAUAUCUGUUGAGACUCAGAAAGGCAAAAGCAAUAUAUCAUGUUAUGAAUUUUUUUACCGUUGAUAUCACCAAGAAUUGUUUGAUUGGUCGAUGUUGGAUUCCAACCGCAGAUUUGGAGCGAGUACAAGGAGUAUUGGAUCAGAGUUCGGAGAAAUUGGCAACCUCUGUGCCUUGUUUUAUGUCCAAACUUACAACUUCUGAAACGCCUCCAACUUUUCAUCGAACCAAUCGAUUCACGUACGGCUUUCAAGCACUUAUUUCGGCUUAUGGUGAUUCUACUUACAGAGAAUUAAAUCCAGGUCUCUACACAAUAAUAACUUUCCCGUUUCUCUUCUCAUUGAUGUUUGGCGACAUGGGUCACGGGUUGAUCAUGCUCGCAGCUGCUGUGUGGAUGCUUGUUAAUGAAAAAAAAUUCAUGGCAGAAAGGUCUGACAGCGAGAUAUGGAAUAUCUUUUUUGGCGGUCGAUACAUAAUGCUGCUAAUGAGUUGUUUCAGCAUUUACGCUGGUUUUAUAUAUAACGACUGUUUUUCAAAAGCCUUCAAAAUAUUUCCUUCCGGUUGGACAGUUAAACAGUCUCUAGCCCAAUUGACUGAACAAGAGUCUUUUCUUUUGGAACCCGGAGACCACACUCACGCAUACGUUUUUGGAAAGGAUCCAUUUUGGGAAGUAAAUAUAUAUCGAACGCACUUAAAGGUGUUAUUAAAGUUCUUACGUUUUCAGUUGGCGAAGAACAAGAUCCUGUUCGAAAACUCACUAAAAAUGAAACUCUCUAUAAUUAUUGGAGUUACCCAUAUGAUAUUUGGAUUGAGUCUUAGUUUAUUUAAUUUUGUGUUUUUCAAACAGUAUAGAUAUAAGAUUUAUCUGCAGUUUAUACCUCAGAUACUGUUUUUGCUGUGCAUAUUCUUUUGGCUAGUCAUUUUAAUCUUCUUUAAGUGGUUCAAAUAUGGCGGUGCAUCUCGACGCUCACUAAAAUGUGUAUUCAUUAUUAAAGCCCCCAGUGUAAAGGAAUCGCAAGGCUGUGCUCCGUUGGUUCUCAUCCUAUUCAUCGACAUGGUUCUGAUGUCAACGUCCCAGCCCGUCGCGCCGGAGUGCGACCCCUAUAUGUUCAAUGGUCAGCAAACCGUACAGCAGGCGCUGUUGUUUGUGGCCGUCCUCUCUGUGCCGAUUAUGUUGUUCGGCCCGCCUUGCUACGCUGCGCAAGUUGCAAAAAAGAAAAGAAAGGCUUUAAUGAAAAAAAUACCUAACGAGGAGGACGAUCCAGUAGCAUAUGCGGCGUGGAAGCUUGAAAUGAAUGAAGCAUCCGAGACUUUUGGUGAUCUAAUGAUCCAUCAGGGCGUGGAAACCAUCGAGUUCGUUCUUAGCACGAUUUCGCACACUGCGUCGUACCUGCGGCUGUGGGCACUCUCGUUAGCACAUGCACAAUUAUCGGAAAUGCUUUGGAUUAUGAUUUUCUCAAAAAUGGCUCUUUCUGAUCAUACCAUAUUGGGAGCGUUUAAAAUUGUUGUCGUGUUUAUAAUUUGGGGGACGUUUACAAUAAACAUUCUUGUGCUAAUGGAGGGUUUGUCUGCGUUCCUACACACGCUGCGUUUGCAUUGGGUGGAGUUUAUGAGCAAGUUUUUCAUGGGCACUGGUAUUAUGUUCAAACCGUUUUCCUUUGAAGCGUUAUUUUCCGAGGCUGUUAAGGAUAAAACGGAAGUAUGUCCCGCUACCAAGACGUUUGAAUAUUAGGAGUAGUUAAAUAAUAAUAUUUUUUCUUGCAUCGCUAUCGGUUUUAACUGUUCCGGAAUUUAUUACUUUAAUAAAUUUGGUGAAAUUAUUACUUUUAACUUAUGUCAUAUUAUACUCUGUACAAAGUA
Messenger RNA from Cydia pomonella (codling moth), 3091 nucleotides. Its product is annotated as V-type proton ATPase 116 kDa subunit a 1-like. The coding region runs from base 330 to 2963 and encodes 877 amino acids. Gene Ontology annotation, biological process: proton transmembrane transport; vacuolar acidification. The transcript has 15 exons. Gene Ontology annotation, molecular function: proton-transporting ATPase activity, rotational mechanism; ATPase binding. The record is from RefSeq and is a predicted model, not a curated record. Gene Ontology annotation, cellular component: vacuolar proton-transporting V-type ATPase complex; plasma membrane; vacuolar proton-transporting V-type ATPase, V0 domain. NCBI's taxonomy places the organism in Eukaryota, Metazoa, Arthropoda, Insecta, Lepidoptera, Tortricidae.